Molecule: messenger RNA, 1248 nt
Organism: Trichophyton benhamiae CBS 112371
Lineage: Eukaryota; Fungi; Ascomycota; Eurotiomycetes; Onygenales; Arthrodermataceae
Exons: 2
Coding region: 1-1248 (415 amino acids)
Cellular component (GO): nucleus
Molecular function (GO): zinc ion binding
Source: RefSeq, a predicted model, not a curated record
AUGUCAUAUGCUUUGGCUUCAAAGAAACGAAAGUUUCACCGUGUUCUAGACUCCAUCUCCCUCGGAGCCUCUCAGAGACCAACAUCAGCACAGCAAUCCUCAUCAGGCAACAAGCUCAUGCUUGACGGAACAGCACAAAUAAACCCUUCAAUAAAACGUGUUCGAUUAUCAGGAAGUGAUAAUUUCGACGAUUCACCCGUUCUACUCUCAGGAAAAGCAAUCUCCCGGCAUUCGACGCCUUCAACCGCAUCUUUACGACCUAGCUUUGUACCCUGGGACCGCGAGCGAUUUUUGGAACGACUAGAAACGUUUCGCAACGUUGAACGGUGGAAGCCGCAGCCAGACACUAUAAAUGAAGUCCAAUGGGCAAAGCGAGGAUGGUCGUGCACCGAUAAGAACCGAGUUGAGUGCGUUGGCGGGUGUGGCCAUUCUGUUGUUGUUAAGUUGCCCGACGAUAUAGAUGAACUGGAAGAAUACGACAGUGAAAAGAUAGCAGAUCGGAGAGAAAAUCUUACUAACAUAUUGAUAGACUCAAUACAUCGUUUGCCAUUAACUAACGCAGAGACGACAUUGCGGAAUCUCCAGACACGAUAUAAAAACCUCGUGUCAGCCGGUAUUAGGCUUCCACCGAUAAAUGUUCUUAUCUUGCCUGAGAAAUUUAACUUAGAAUCAACGCUGGCCUUCCUACCACCCGGAAUCCUUGAUAAUCGCGCGGAAAUAACUGAACCAGCGAAUUUUGUGCCAAGUAGUGAUACAGAAGAUCCCACGGAAAAGACAUUACCAGCUGUUAACAAGGCCGCAUUCGCUCUUGCGUUCUUCGGAUGGGAUAUCGCUGGCGAAGCAAAUGCUGGCUUGGCUGGCUGUAAGGCGUGUUUCAGGCGGUUGGGACUAUGGAUGUAUACGCCAAGGGAAGAUGGAAGUGAUCCUCUCUACUCUGAAUUAAAUAUUGUUGGUGAACAUCUGGACUAUUGCCCUUGGAUAAACCCUGGAUCCCAGAGCGGAAACAAGUUUGGGCAAUGCGGCUGGGAAGCCCUAGGUCGUGUGGUGGAAAGUGAACAUCGACGGUAUAUGUGGUCUAAAAAUAAGCCACGGCAAGCUGAACAAACCUCGUCAAGCCAAACAGAAAACAUCCCUGAGUUACUAGAUGAGGAGACCAGAAAGACCAAAGACAGGGAGUGGUGGGCGAAGCUUUUGCGCGUCCGCCAGGUCCUUCAAGCAAAGGGAACUAAAAAGACAAAACUACAGUGA